Messenger RNA from Pistacia vera, 1966 nucleotides. Its product is annotated as probable WRKY transcription factor 31. The coding region runs from base 33 to 1694 and encodes 553 amino acids. The transcript has 6 exons. Gene Ontology annotation, biological process: regulation of DNA-templated transcription. Gene Ontology annotation, molecular function: DNA-binding transcription factor activity; sequence-specific DNA binding. Lineage: Eukaryota; Viridiplantae; Streptophyta; Magnoliopsida; Sapindales; Anacardiaceae. The record is from RefSeq and is a predicted model, not a curated record.
CUCUCUCUCUCUACAGAAGCAAUAACCCUUUUAUGGACAAACGACUAGGACUCUUCUUUGAUACUCUUUCUCCUACUUUCUUCCAUCCCUUCACAAAACCACAGCUCAACUCUAAUUCUUCUUCGUUUCAGUUCAAUACCAUCAAGAAAAAUUUGACCAUGGACGUCCACGCUGCUGCUCCAGAUCGAAUUCUCAUCAAUUCAGCAGGAGGAGAUGGGGAUUCUGAGAAAAGGGUGGUCAAUGAAAUGAACUUCUUUGCUGCUGAUGAUCAUAAAGAAACGUCGUUCUCGCUUGAUGUCAAGAAAGAAAUAGCUUCUGUUCCUGAUAGAGAUGCGCAAGAAAUCAAACUCGAUAUUAAUACUGGUUUAAAUCUUUCAACAACCAGCACGAGUAGUAAAACGGAUCAGAUGGCAGUUCUCCGAGCUGACUUGAACAAGAUGAACGUCGAGAAUCAACGUCUAAAGAGCCUGCUUAAUCAAGCCAACAAUGACUAUCGUGCUUUACAGAUGCAUUUGUACACAUUUAUGCAACGCCAACACCUUUUAAAAGCCGGAAACUUACAAUCUCCUGAGAUGGUGAAGAGGAAUGAAGGUGUCACUGUUGCAAAGCAGUUUAUGGAUCUGGGUCAAGCUGAAAAAGAUAAUCAUGAACUUGUUCAAUCUUCUUCAGAGAAUACAAGAUCACAGGAAUUUCCUAUAUCGCCUGAAAACAUCAUAGUUGAGUCCAUGAAGACACCGAAGAUUAACAACAACAGUAACGAAAUUGUUGCACUUGAUCGUUUGGAUAAUAGAGAAGAAAGCUCAGAGCGAGCUCAUACAUCUGGAUGGAUUUCAAACAAAGUUCCCAAGUUUAAUUCUUCAAGAGAUGUUGAACACGCCUCAGAAACCAUGACUUCCAUGAUCAGAAAAGCUCGAGUCUCAGUUCGAGCUCGAUCAGAAGCAGCCAUGAUCUCUGAUGGAUGUCAAUGGCGAAAAUAUGGGCAGAAAAUGGCUAAAGGAAACCCUUGUCCUCGCGCUUACUAUCGUUGCACCAUGGCCUCUGGUUGCCCCGUUCGCAAACAGGUACAACGAUGUGCGCAAGACCGAACCGUUCUUAUAACGACUUAUGAAGGUAAUCACAACCAUCCACUGCCACCGGCUGCCGUGUCGAUGGCAUCGACGACAUCUGCCGCGGCGUCGAUGCUGCUUUCGGGAUCAAUGCCGAGCGCUGAUGGAAUGAUGAGCUCACAUUUCAGUAAUCUAGCUAAAACUGCACUCCCUUUUUCACCAAGUUUGGCAUCACUUUCUGCUUCAGCACCAUUUCCUACUGUUACAUUAGACCUCACUCGUCUCAAUCCCAACAAUCCCUCACAGUUUCAGCGCCCACUAAGCCAAGUCCAUGCCGCUUCUCAAAACUUGCCUCUCAAUUCUGUCACCAUGCCACAUGUUUUUGGUCAGGUUAAUAACGAAUCAAACAAUUUUUUGGGUCUUCUUAGAUCAUUGGGAGUUGAGACUCCUCAUUCACCGCAAAAUCAGAUGCAGGCGCCUGCGGCAAAUGACACCAUUAGCGCGGCAACGGCUGCCAUUACUUCGGAUCCGAGCUUCACUGCAGCUCUAGUGGCCGCCAUCACUUCUAUCAUCGGCAAUUCUCAUCAAAACCAGCAUACUGGUAACAACUCUACAAGUACAAGAAACAACAGCGACACCAACUCGUGACACCAUCAGCUUGAAGAGAUUUAUAUAUCUAGGGUUAGCUACUUUCUUUUUCCUUUAGAAAACCUGCAAUCUUUUUUAUUUUAUUUUAAUUUUUCUUUUUUCACUACUUUGUCAAGGAUGAUAAUCAAUAGGCACAAUCCUUCAUGUUUCUCCUAUACAUAUGUAGGACAUGAAGCAAAAGAGAAUCAAUAGGAUUUGUUCUAACACUUUGAUAUUGUUGAAUGAAUUAAUUACCUUUUGUACAAAGUAAAUGGUGAGUGUUUUGUUUACUG